ACAAUAGACAUUUUUCGCAAUAUUGGAUAAAAAUUGUAUUAUGUAAUUUUGGCAAAAUUAAGUUACUACACCGUCGCGGCGUUGCGUCGUGCGGGCCCGGCAUACAAGGCUACCUUACAUACAUAGAAAAUUCCUUUCUUUCCCGUGAGCAUUGUAAGAGGCGACUAAUGGAAUUAAAUGGUCGAGAGAUAGCUAGCAGAAACCCUCUUAAAACAUCAUUAAACCUAAAUGUGGUUGCCAAGCGUUGCCACUACUGAUAAAAAGGGGAAGGUGCCAGUAGUAAUGGUGGUUAAAACCUAUGUUCAGCAGUGGAAAGUUAACCGCUGAUAUGAUGACCACGUUCUAAUUAUAAAGAUUCAAAUAAUGAUAUGAUGAUGAGUAAAAGUGAAGAAAAUAAUAUCGAUUGGAAAAUAAUAUUUGACAUUUGGGUAAAAAUAAAAAAUUGUAUCUGGCAAUUUUGUUAAUUUAUUGUCAUCGUAAUGUUUUCAAAUUAUAUGUAAUAAUAGUCUAAUCUUUUAUUUUAAUAAAUUAAAUAAACAAUACCGGCAUAAGAUUGUAGGGAUUGACCUGAGACGGAAAUGGAACAUUUUGAUUAUGAGUUACUUAAAGUACACUUUUACAAACUCGUUUCACACCGUUUUAAAAACAAUUCUAUAGUUCGAGCCACAUAUCCGUGGUCAAGAAUAUCUUAUGAUGGUCUUAUCACAGUGAUUGAGAGGUGCAAAGCGAAAAGCAAGGAAGAAAGGAAAAAGACUCCAUUUACAACAUUCGAAUUGCGUGUGUUAGCAGGCUACGAUAUAUUAUUCGAAAAUGGUCGGAAGAAGCUCAUCCUAAAAAGAAAAUCGGCGACAGAUCCGAUUUUAAAGGUAAUCCCUGACGAUGAGAGCUUUGAUUUAAUUGCGUUGACACACAUUGAAAACAAUCAUUGUAACCAAGAGAAACUUCUGCAGUUACUAAUUAAAAAUUACAGUAUUAAUAUUAUGUGCGUGGAAAUAUUUUUCCAACUUCACACAACUUGUCACUGCAAUAAUCCAGUUAAGAAAAAAUCAGUUAAUUUCUAUGAUGAAUGUUAUAUUUCUAUUAUUGAUUUGAGACAGUAUUUUGAUGACCCUUUCAAUUAUAUAAUAAUGUUGGUGGAUAAAGUGACUGGUUUUGCAAUUUUGAGACCAAUAGUUAAUAUAACUGAGACAUAUUUAACCAUUGAAUUCAUGAAGAUCUUCACCACUUUUGGUGCACCAAGGUUGUUGAGAACGAGUAAUCAUCUGGCGCUCCAUACUACGGCUAUGAACAGAGUAAACAAACUGUGCGGUGACUUUGAUGUUGUAGUUACAGCUUGUGACGAUUCAAAUCUUUCUAGACACAACAAGAAGGUGAUAUUGAUGUUAAAGGAAUGGAUAGUGUCGUCCAAUAGCAGAUCUUGGGCGGCUGCUAUUCAAAUGCUGCAGUGGCAGUUAAAUAAUGCACCUGAUGAUGUAGUGUUUCGAGGUCCUGAGAACAGGAGAGUUGUUCCAUACAUAAAAGUUUUUAAUCAUCACUGCAAUUAUCCUCUUAAUGCUACGCCCACUUGGACGAAAGUCGAACACACUGGGAAAUCUCAUGCCUAUUUAGAUGCAUUAAUAGAGAAGAUUAUCAGUACUAAUACUGUAUCUGAGGUGAAUGAAAUUAUGUCUGAUGUUGAUAAUUCAGAUAGUGAUGAUACUAUACUAAAAUGUUUUGUAUGUCAUCAUGAAAUUUCAAAUAAAAAAACCUGUAAAAAAUGUAUGAAACAUAUUCAUGAGGUUUGUAGUCAAAUAUCAGUUGUUAACGGCAAUUUAGAGUUUGUAUGUACAUUGUGUGCCUUUAAACGACCUGAUAACAGUAAUAAAAGUGAUGUACCUUGAGUUUGUCUUUGAAAUUCCUUUUUUUUU
This is a messenger RNA of Galleria mellonella (greater wax moth), 1907 nucleotides long. RefSeq lists its product as uncharacterized. The transcript has a single exon. Bases 579 to 1880 code for a protein of 433 amino acids. NCBI's taxonomy places the organism in Eukaryota, Metazoa, Arthropoda, Insecta, Lepidoptera, Pyralidae. The record is from RefSeq and is a predicted model, not a curated record. Gene Ontology annotation, molecular function: nucleic acid binding.